ACAAUACGAAGGAACCAUAAAUCGACAAAUGAGAUAUGAACACUAACAUGAGCAAAUCUGGGAGUGCGGAUAGUGCAUUGCCACCAUUGUCCCGCUUUCUUGACACUACACACUCGUCGUUUACAGAAUGUCAUCUUCCCUCACAGUACCCAAACGUUCCACUGCCCGAGUUCUGUGAAUCAAUAGUCAGGACGAGCAAAGUACAGCCUACUUCGGUAGCUUUAUCUAUCCAUUACAUGGCUAAGGUGAUACAGAACAAUGUAAAUGUGCUGCAGAACCAAAUAUGUCACAAGUGUCUGUUUGUAGCAUGUCUGGUGAUGAGCACGGAAAAUAUUCAGGGUCAAAACUGCACAGCGGAUAGUAUACGGGCUAGUGUAGGUUAUAUGACUUUGACGCAACUUCACCAUAUAAAGACGCUGGUCCUACAAUUACUUCAGUACAAUGUGGUCGUUGCACCUGAUAUAUUGAAAGUUCUGGAGGGCUGUUUGGACAGAGAUUACAUAAUUAAAGGCUGGUACUGGCCCGCGAAUAGUCCCAACAUGCUCGACCCGCCUAGUGCACAAGACCCAGAACAGACACAAUAUCCAAGGCGUCCGGAUCACACUGCGAAUGGUUUCAACACACGGCAAAGGCUGUACUCGCAACCUAAAAAUGAAUAUGAACUGGAUAAUACGAGACAAACUCCGAGCUCCCCGGACGUGCUGGGAUAUCGGGGGUCAGCCAACAUGCAGGCAAUCAACAGUACAUCUGCCUUGGCUACCCGGCAGAAGUCAUUGAGUAGAUCAGGCUCGUCAAUUUCAUUUACAAUUGAAUCCAUCUUGGAAAUGCCAUCGCAAGUGCCCUUUGCGAAAACAAUACAGACCACCCCGCCAAUGAGACAACGUCGCUGUCAUCAUCCAUAUUCGGUGCGCGCGAAUAUGCUUUAACUUGCAUAAAGUCUUAAGAGGAACUAAGGAUAAUACAAUCCGAGGAGCAGAUAAGAUUCCAGGUUGCUACGACUUCACAGAGAGUUGUGUUCCAUACAAUCUCAGUUGGACACCUAGUAUGAGACAAAGCCACAGGCACAUACAAACUUACUAAUAUGCGUGAAGAAUUAUACGAGAAGAUAAUCUUUAUUAUGGUAUGGAGACGAAUUUUUAAGACAAGUCACUGUCCACGAUACUUUUGACUCGGGUUCAAGUUCCAUACAAUCUCAUUAAAGCAUCUAGAACGAGACAAAAACCACAGACGCAUACGAGGCGAUGAGAAUACUUUUUGUUAUGGUAUGGAAAUGAAUUUUUAAGUUAAGUCAAUGUCCACAAUGAUUUUGACCAGGAAUUAUGCUCUCGUUGACAGAACAAGACGGGUAGUCUGCAGUGGUAGGCAGGCAUAUAAUACAGUUGAAUUAGGCUUUAUUUUGCAGUAGACAAACAUCACCGCGGUUAUUUACCAGUCCUGCAGCAUUCGAAAAGAAAGAAACGAAACGGCUUAGAAGGCAAUUAGAAUGGUACACAGUCACAUACACAGCCAAAACAGAAACACAGACACUAUAAAGCACGAAAUCAACGUUGCACUCAUACAUCU
This is a messenger RNA of Sphaeroforma arctica JP610, 1563 nucleotides long. RefSeq lists its product as hypothetical. The transcript has a single exon. Bases 36 to 926 code for a protein of 296 amino acids. Lineage: Eukaryota; Ichthyosporea; Ichthyophonida. The record is from RefSeq and is a predicted model, not a curated record.